AUGAGUCAAACUGAGCUGAAAAAUAGAAACUCACCAAUGGAAUAUUCCUUGACGAAACACCUUUUUUUUGAUAGGCUUCUGCUUAUUCUUCCCAUAGAAUCUAAUCUAAAGACGUAUUCUGAUGUGGAAGCAGAUCCGGUUUUCAAUUCGUGCAGGACUAUCAUUUUGAACAUAGCGAUCACAAAGGAUUUGAACCCGAUCAUUGAAGACACAUUAAGCUUAAUCGACUUAAUUGUCCAAGAUGAAGAUAUAACUUCUGACAACAUUACUGAUGAUAUUGCCCACUCUAUACUGGUUCUCUUGAGAUUAUUAAGUGAUGUUUUUGAGUAUUUUUGGGACCAAAAUAAUGACUUCAAGAAAAUUAGAAAUGACAAUUAUAAGCCAGGUUUUUCUAGUCACAGGCCAAAUUUCCAUACAUCUAGACCAAAGAAUACAAGGAUCAAGCCAACUUUAGCAACGACCUUAUUAUGCAGAAUUUCUAAGCUAAAAUUCAAUACAAGAACUUUGAAGGUUUUAGAAAACAUGUCUCAUCAUCUUUCUGGUAGUGCUACUAUUUCAAAAUCAAGUAUUUUCCCCGAUGCACAAGAGUUUUUAAAGAAGAGGAACUAUCCAGCAUAUACCGACAAGAUAGACUUAACAAUAGAUUAUAUUCAGAGGUUUAUAUCUGCCUCUAACCAUACAGAGUUCACGAAGUGUGUCAAGACAAAGGUCUUUGCCCCUUUAUUGAUAUCACAUACAUCAACCGAAUUAGGCGUGGUAAACCAUCUCGAUCUAUUCGGUUGUACAUAUUUGACCGACAAGAAUUUAUUAGCAUAUUUGGAUAUGUUACAGCAUUUAUCAAGCUAUAUGAAAAGAACUGUAUUCCACUCCCUUUUGUUAUAUUAUGCUUCUAAAGCUUUCUUAUUUUGGAUAAUGGCAAGGCCAAAAGAAUACGUUAAAGUCUAUACCAAUUUAAUUUCGUCUGAUUAUAAUAGUCCGUCUUCUUCAUCUGAUAAUGGUGGAUUGAAUAAUUCUGAUAGGACGUCUAUAUCUCAACUAGUCUCACUUUUAUUUGAUGAAGUUUAUUCUACCUUCAACGUAUCAUCACUAUUAACUAAUGUCAACAAUGAUCACCAUCACCAUAUUCAUCAUUCUUCCUCUUCAAAGACGACUAGCACUAACAGUCCGAACUCCGUAUCAAAAACGUCUUUGAAGCAAUCUAGUAUGAGCGUUUCGGGAAAUGUCUCUCCGUCACAGUUUUCUACGGGGAAUAAUUCCUCUCCCCCCCCUGUGCCAUCAUCAAGUUCACCUUUAAAUUCGAAUACUACAGCUCAUCCAUCAUCUCCAAUAGCGUCGACACUAAUGCACGCCAAUACUGCUACGUCUACUACAAGUGCAACAAGUAAUAUUGAUUUAGAUACCCCAACUAAUGCAAAUACCAGUACUAAUAAUUAUAGUAAUACUACCGCUAAUUUUAAUAAUAUUCCACAACACAUUUUUUCCUUGGAUGACGUUUCAUCAUAUAAUUCAAGUAAGAAAUCCCUCAAUCUAGAUGACAGCAACUCCUCGUUGCUUUGGGAUAAUUCCCAACAAUCCAAUGCAUCCAUGGCAAAUUCAAAUGUACAUCCAAGACUGAAUAAUUAUCAGCCUCAGAAUGUACAUUCUUCUUUAAACUAUAUGGAAAAUAUUAUGGAGUUAUAUUCCAACUACACCGGGUCGGAAUUAUCUUCUCAUACCGCCAUAUUAAGAUUUUUAGUUGUCCUGACCCUAUUAGACAGUGAGGUUUAUGAUGAGAUGAACUCAAAUUCAUACAGAAAAAUAUCGGAACCGAUAACGAAUAUUAAUUCAAAAGACUCUAAUACUUUGAGCUGGGGCUCAGCAUCGAAGAAUCCAAGUAUUAAGCAUCUUACUCAUGGCUUGAAGAAACUUACUUUACAACAAGGCAGAAAGCGUAACGUUAAAUUUUUGACAUACUUAAUCAAGAAUUUGAACGGCGGACAAUUCGUUUCGGAUGUUUCCUUGAUUGAUUCUAUAAGGUCCAUUCUCUUUUUGAUGACAAUGACGUCUUCUAUAUCUCAAAUUGAUUCAAAUAUUGCUUCUGUCAUUUUCACGAAGAGAUUCUAUAAUCUAUUGGGCCAAAAUUUAGAAGUUGGUACCAAUUGGAACUCUGCCACUGCAAACACGUUUAUUCUACAUUGUAUCGAAAGGAAUUCAAUUUCUCAUAGGCGUUUGCAAUUAGAGUUUUUUGCAAGCGGUUUACAGCUAGAUCCAGAUUUGUUUUUGAGACAUUUACAAUUGGAAAGGGAGCUCAGCCAUAUAGACCUUCCUAAAAUAUCUUUAUACACUGAGGGAUUCAGGGUUUUUUUUCACUUGGUAAGCACCAAAAAACUUCAUGAAGAAAUUGCAGAAAAAACAUCCUCUUCGUUAAAAAGACUAUUCUGCAUAAUUGCUGAUAUUCUAUUGAAGGCAGCCCCUUCUUUUGACGAGAACGUAACUAAGAUAAUUGCUUCUAUAUUAGAUGGACACAUUUUGGAUCAAUUUGAUGCAGCGAGGAUACUUUCCAAUGACGAUCGUGCCAGUGUUGACGCUGCUACUAGCAUUUACACUGAGCCGGCCGAUAUCGUUCAUAAUUCUUCGAAUGCUUCAUUAGUUUCUUCACUUUCCCAAUCACCUUUAUCCUUUAACUCGGGUAUCAACAUUACCAAUGCACGCACAUGGGAAAUCCAAUCAAUUUUACCAACCUUGUCAAAUAGAUCAAGUGCUUCUGAUUUGAGCUUGUCGAAUGUUUUGACUAAUCCUGUGGAGUCGCAACAAAGCAAUAACACAAACAUAUUAACCCAUAGAUUAUCUGGAGUUCCCACUACCAAAAGAUAUGCGUCACCAAACGAUUCUGAAAGAUCACGACAAAGCCCAUAUUCUUCUCCCCCGCAAUUACAACAAAAUGAUUUGGCUUCUCCACUAUCAAUUCUUUCGUCAGGUGCUGUAUUUCCCUCAAGCCAUUCGAUGGCAGCAACUCCCACUAAUUUGAAGAACAUCAAAUCUCCAAAACCAAACAAGACAAAAAGAUUAGCGGAUGAUAAACAAUUGAGACAGCCUUCCCAUUUAAACGUAGUAUUAAGUGACAAUGACGAGGCAAGGAAGAUCAUGAUGAAUAUUUUUAGCAUUUUCAAAAGGAUGACAAACUGGUUUAUACGGCCAGAUGCCAAUACUGAAUUUCCGAAAACUUUUACCGAUAUAAUAAAACCGCUUUUUGUUGCUAUACUGGAUUCAAAUCAAAGAUUACAAGUGACAGCACAGGCCUUCAUUGAAAUUCCUCUAAGUUAUAUAGCUACAUUUGAAGAUGUUGAUAAUGAGCUCGACCCAAGAGUGCUGAACGAUCACUAUUUGUUAUGUACGUACGCUGUAACUUUGUUCGCAUCCGCGUUGUUUGACCUCAAGUUGGAAAAUGUUAAGAGAGAAAUGCUAUUAGAUAUUAUUGUUAAAUUUCAACGUGUCCGUUCUUAUUUAUCGAAUCUAGCAGAGAAGCACGAUCUUGUCCAGGCAAUCGUUACGACGGAGAGAUUGACGCUGCCAUUGCUAGUAGGUGCCAUUGGAAGCGGUAUUUUUAUUUCGCUAUAUUGCAGUCGUGGAAAUACUCCACGAUUAUUGAAAAUCUCAUGCGGUGAAUUCUUACAGUCUUUGAGAUUUUAUCAAAAAUACGUAGGAUCUCUAGACCAGUACUCCAUUUAUAAUAUCGAUUUCAUUGAUGCUAUGGCCCAAGACAAUUUUACUGCCUCAGGAUCAGUUGCUUUCCAGCGUCGUCUGAGAAAUAACAUCCUAACUUAUAUUAAAGGAUCCGACUCGAUACUUUUGGAUUCAAUGGAUGUGAUUUACAAAAAAUGGUUUUACUUUAGCUGUUCGAAAUCAGUUACUCAAGAGGAGUUAGUGGAUUUCAGAAGUCUGGCAGGUAUCCUCGCUUCAAUGUCAGGUAUCCUUUCCGACAUGCAAGAGUUAGAAAAAAACAAGAAUUCAUCGGUUAAUGGCGAAGACAGUUCAUCAUAUGAUUCAAGAAACCCCGCAUAUGAGGUUCAUAAUGAGCUGAAACUCGAACUAACGAAAAAGAUGAAUUACUUUGUUUCAAAACAAUGUCAAUGGCUGAAUAAUCCAAAUUUACUAACAAGAGAAAAUUCGAGGGAUAUUUUAAGCAUUGAACUGCAUCCUUUAUCUUUCAACCUAUUGUUUGAUAACUUGGGACUAAAAAUAGAUGAAUUAAUGUCAGUUGAUCUUUCAAAGCCACAUGAGGAUUCAUCAUUCGUUUUACUGGAGCAGAUUAUAAUCAUAGUAAGAACUAUAUUAAAGAGAGAUGAUGAUGAAAAAAUAAUGCUGUUGUUUUUAACAGACUUACUAGAUGCGGUUAAUAAAUUGACCGAAAUAGUGGAGAAGAUUUCUGUUAGGUCAUCCAAAUAUUAUAAGGGAAUUAUUCAAAUGUCUAAGAUGCUCAGAGCAUUCGAGCAUUCUGAAAUGAACCUAGGUAUUUCAAACCAUUUUCAUUUAAAGAAUAAAUGGUUAAAACUUGUUAUCGGCUGGUUCAAAUUGUCUAUUAGUAAAGAUUUUGAUUUUGAAAACUUGUCAAAACCCUUAAGGGAGAUGGAUUUGCUGAAGAGGGAUGAAGAUUUUUUAUACAUUGACACUUCUAUUGAAUCCGCAAAAGCAUUGGCUUAUCUGACACGCAAUGUUCCAUUAGAAGUACCACCUUCAACUUCCAAAGAAGAUUGGAACAGAUCGUCUACGGUAUCAUUUGGUAAUCAUUUUACUAUAUUGUUGAAAGGUUUGGAAAAAAGUGCUGACUUGAACCAGUUUCCAGUCUCAUUGAGGCAUAAGAUUAGUAUACUUAAUGAAAAUGUAAUCAUUGCAUUGACAAAUCUGUCUAAUGCCAAUGUCAACGUUUCUUUGAAAUUCACUUUACCAAUGGGUUAUUCUGCUAAUAAGGAUAUCAGGAUUGCUUUUUUAAGAGUUUUCAUUGAUAUUGUGUCCAACUAUCCAAUUAAUCCUGAAAAACAUGAAAUGGAUAAAACGUUGGCGAUGGAUGAUAUGCUGAAGUAUAUAAUUAAAAAUCCCAUACUGGUGUUUUUCGGAAGCUUGGCUUGUUCACCUGCCGAUGUUGAUUUAUAUGCUGGUGGAUUUUUAAACGCUUUUGAUACACGGAAUGCUUCUCAUAUUCUUGUUACUGCACUACUAGAACAAGAAAUUAAACGAGCUGCGAGGUCUGACGAUAUCCUGAGAAGAAAUAGUUGUGCAACGAGGGCCUUGUCACUUUAUACCAGAUCAAGAGGUAACAAUUAUUUGAUAAAAACAUUGAGACCUGUUUUACAAGAAAUAGUUGACAAUAAGGAGUCUUUUGAAAUUGAAAAGAUGAAACCAGGGUCCGAAAACUCUGAGAAGAUGUUAGAUUUAUUUGAAAAGUACAUGACAAAACUGGUUGAUGCAAUUACACACUCUAUUGAUGAUUUUCCAAUAGAAUUGGUUGAUAUAUGUAAAACAAUUUACAAUUCUGCGAGUGUUAAUUUCCCGGAGUACGCCUAUAUUGCAGUGGGGUCAUUCGUUUUCUUGAGAUUCAUAGGACCUGCUUUGGUAAGCCCUGAUUCGGAAAAUAUCAUUAUUGUGAUGCACGCUCAUGACAGAAAGCCUUUUAUUACGCUGGCUAGAGUUAUUCAAAGUUUAGCCAAUGGCAGGGAAAAUGUUUUUAAAAAAGAUAUUCUAGCUUCAAAAGAAGAGUUUUUGAAAACCUGCAGUGACAAAAUAUUCAAUUUCUUGUCAGAACUAUGCAAAAUACCAACUGAAAGUUUUAUCGUUAAUAUAAGAGAAGAUCCAACUCCAAUUAGUUUUGAUUAUUCAUUUUUGCAUAAAUUCAUUUAUCUUAAUGAAUUUAAUAUAAGAAAAGAAAUCAUUAAAGAAUCCGAUUUACCGGGGGAAUUUAGCUUUUUAAAGGAUACUGCUAUGCUCAAUGAUAAAAUUCUUGGUGUACUGGGUCAACCUAGGAUGGAAAUAAAAAACGAAAUUCCUCCUUUUGUAGUCGAGAACCGGGAAAAAUAUCCCUCAUUGUAUGAAUUCAUGAGUCGUUACGCUUUUAAAAAAGUGGAUAUGAAGGAAGAAGAGGAAGACAAUACACCGUUUGUUCAUGAAGCGAUGACUUUGGACGGUAUACAAAUCUUAGUUGUAACUUUUACCAACUGCGAGUACAAUAAUUCAACCAUGGACUCGCUGGUUUAUAAAGUUCUACAACUAUAUGCCAGAAUGUGGUGCUCUAAACAUUACGUGGUUGUUGAUUGUACCACGUUUUAUUCGGGCAAAGCAAAUUUUCAGAAAUUAACCACAUUGUUUUUUGGUUUAAUACCAGAGCAAGCAUCAAAUAACUGUAUGGGAUGUUAUUAUUUUAACGCCAACCAAUCAUUUAUGGAUCAAUGGACUGCUGCGUAUACGGUAGAAAACCCGUACUUGGUCACUAAUAUCCCACACUGUUUUAUCAACAGUAGUACUGAUCAAAAUCUGAUAAAAUCGCUAGGGUUAAGUGGUAGGAGUUUGGAAGUCUUGAAGGAUGUACGAGUUACUUUACAUGAUAUUACCCUUUAUGACAAAGAGAAGAAAAAGUUUUGUCCUGUAUCUUUGAAAAUUGGUAACAAAUACUUCCAGGUCCUUCAUGAGAUUCCUCAGCUGUACAAGGUCGAUAUAUUAAAGAAGACAUUAAGUAUAAAAUUCAACAACGUUUACAAGAUAUCAGACUUAAUUUCUGUCGAUGUCUCUAGUACCACAGGCGUUUCCUCGGAAUUUACCUUAAGUCUUUACGAUGAAGAAAAGUUGGUCUUCUGUAGCCCUAAGUACCUAGAAAUUGUGAAAAUGUUUUAUUAUGCCCAACUAAAGAUGGAAGAAGAAUUUGGUACGGAUUUCUCGAAUGAUAUUUCAUUCUCAACAUCCUCUUCUGCAACGAAUGCUUCCGAUUGCAACGUAAAAGAAGUUGGCGAAAUCAUAUCCCAUUUAUCGCUGGUAAUCCUUGUGGGGCUAUUUAACGAAGAUGAUCUCGUCAAGAAUAUAUCAUAUAAUCUGCUCGUGGCGACGCAAGAAGCAUUCGAUUUGGAUUUCGGAAUAAGACUUCACAAAUCCCCAGAAACAUAUGUGCCGGAUGAUACCACCACGUUCUUGGCCCUAAUUUUCAAGGCUUUCUCAGAAUCUUCAGCAGAACUAACUCCCUAUAUAUGGAAGUAUAUGUUAGAUGGCCUUGAGAAUAAUGUAAUUCCUCAAGAACAUAUUCCUACGCUUGUCUGUUCACUGUCAUACUGGGUUCCAAACUUAUAUGAACAUGUAUAUUUGGCUAAUGACGAAGAGGGCCCUGAAUCAAUUUCGCGUAUAAUUUACAGCUUAAUUAGGUUGACAGUAAAGGAGCCAAAUUUCACGACAGCCUACCUUCAACAAAUAUGGUUUUUACUGGCUUUGGAUGGUCGUCUCACGAACAUUAUAGUCGAAGAAAUAGUAAGCCAUGCGCUGGAUAGAGAUUCAGAAAACAGGGACUGGAUGAAAGCUGUCUCGAUACUAACCAGUUUUCCGACAACAGAAAUUGCUUGCCAAGUAAUAGAAAAAUUAAUUAAUAUGAUUAAAUCAUUCUUACCCUCUCUUGUAGUUGAGGCUUCCGCACACAGUUGGUCUGAGCUUACUAUCCUAUCAAAAAUCAGUGUAUCAAUUUUUUUCGAGUCACCUUUACUUUCUCAGAUGUAUCUACCGGAAAUUCUCUUUGUUGUGUCUUUGUUAAUUGAUGUCGGUCCUUCAGAAAUAAGAGUUUCAUUGUAUGAGCUGCUGAUGAAUGUUUGUCAUUCUUUAACCAACAAUGAAUCUUUGCCUGAAGGAAAUAGAAAAAAUUUGGAUAUAGUCUGUGCAACCUUUGCUCGUCAAAAAUUAAACUUUAUUUCUGGUUUUAGUCAAGAAAAAGGAAGAGUUUUGCCAAAUUUCGCUGCUUCAUCCUUCUCUAGUAAGUUUGGAACGUUAGAUCUUUUCACCAAGAACAUUAUGCUGUUAAUGGAAUAUGGUUCUAUUUCAGAGAGCGCUCAAUGGGAAACAAAAUAUAAGAAAUAUUUGAUGGACGCGAUAUUUGGCCAACGGUCCUUCUUUUCUGCAAGAGCCAUGAUGAUACUAGGUAUUAUGAGUAAGUCUCACACAUCCCUUUUUCUUUGUAAAGAACUUCUAGUUGAAACUAUGAAGGUCUUUGCUGAGCCAAUAGUGGAUGAUGAGCAGAUGUUUAUUAUUAUAGCUCAUGUUUUCACCUAUAGCAAAGUUGUUGAAGGGUUAGACUCCUCUUCUGAUUUAAUGAAGGAGCUCUUUUGGCUUGCUACAAUCUGUGUGGAGUCCCCUCAUCCUCUACUCUUCGAGGGGGGGUUACUAUUCAUGGUAAAUUGUUUAAAGCAAUUGUACACAGUCCAUUUGCAACUUGGUUUUACUGGCAAAUCGCUAGCAAGGAAACUAAUGGAAUCUCGGAAGUUUGCUGCGACGCUUUUAACGAAAUUAGAGUCAUAUAAUGGUUGUAUAUGGAACGAAGAUAAUUUUCCCCAUAUUAUCUUAGGAUUCAUUGCAAACGGGUUAUCUAUUCCUGUCGUUAAAGGAGCCGCAUUAGACUGUCUACAGGCCCUUUUCAAAAAUACUUAUUAUGAAAGAAAAUCCAACCCGAAAUCUUCAGACUAUCUUUGUUACCUUUUUUUGCUACAUUUGGUGUUGAGUCCCGAACAACUUUCUACUUUGCUGCUUGAAAUCGGCUUCGAAGAUGAACUGGUCCCUUUGAAUAAUACUCUUAAAGUGCCAUUGACUCUGAUCAACUGGCUCAGUUCAGACUCAGAAAAGUCUAAUAUAGUACUAUAUCAAGGAGCACUGGUAUUUAGUUGUGUUAUGUCAGAUGAACCAUGUAAGUUUCGCUUCGCCCUAUUAAUGAGGUAUUUGUUAAACGUCAACCCCAUUUGUGUCUUCAGGUUUUAUAUGUUAACUAGAAAGGAACUCAGGAGGUUAUCAACUCUAGAACAAUCGUCUGAAGCGGUCACUCUCUCAUUUGAACUGAUUGGUAUGCUUGUUACGCACAAUGAGUUUAAUUAUUUAGAAGAAUUUAAUGAUGAAAUGGUCAACCUUUUGAAAAAGAGAGGCUUGUCAGUUGUGCAGCCGCUGGAUAUUUUUGAUCAGGAUCAUUUGGAUAAGCUAAAGGGAGAGGGUGAUCACCAUGUAGCUAUUUAUGAGAGAAAAAGACUGGCAACAAUGAUAAUAGCAAGAAUGUCGUGCUCCUAG
Molecule: messenger RNA, 9270 nt
Organism: Saccharomyces mikatae IFO 1815
Lineage: Eukaryota; Fungi; Ascomycota; Saccharomycetes; Saccharomycetales; Saccharomycetaceae
Gene: IRA1
Product: GTPase-activating protein IRA1
Exons: 1
Coding region: 1-9270 (3089 amino acids)
Biological process (GO): regulation of GTPase activity
Source: RefSeq, a predicted model, not a curated record